Messenger RNA from Trichoderma harzianum CBS 226.95, 3774 nucleotides. RefSeq lists its product as hypothetical. Bases 1 to 3774 code for a protein of 1257 amino acids. The transcript has 6 exons. Gene Ontology annotation, biological process: tRNA methylation; tRNA wobble uridine modification; vesicle-mediated transport. Gene Ontology annotation, cellular component: cytosol. Lineage: Eukaryota; Fungi; Ascomycota; Sordariomycetes; Hypocreales; Hypocreaceae. Gene Ontology annotation, molecular function: flavin adenine dinucleotide binding. The record is from RefSeq and is a predicted model, not a curated record.
AUGGAUGUCUCUCAAGCUGUCUCCGGAUACCUCUCCAAGAUGAUGCUAUCAUCGGGCGAUCCUUCGUCUUCAAAGAUGAAGGUUCUGCUGCUAGAUAGGGAGACUAUUUCCAUUGUCUCAACAGCCAUCACACAGUCAUCGCUGCUUGAUUAUGAAAUCUAUCUCAUUGACCGCCUGGACAAUGCUAGCCGCGAGAAGAUGCGCCAUCUCCGGUGUAUAUGCCUGGUUCGCCCCUCAUCAGAGACGAUACAACUGCUUAUAGAUGAGCUUCGGGAUCCGAAAUACGGAGAGUAUUAUCUAUUCUUCACAAACGUAGCCAAAAAGUCUGCCCUGGAGCGGCUUGCCGAGGCGGACGACCACGAAGUUGUCAAGCUUGUGCAGGAGCAUUUCGCCGAUUAUAUCGUCAUCAACCCAGAUCUAUUUAGUCUCAACAUGUCUCUUCCGCAACAGCGGAUAUGGGCUGGUGGACCUGACAAAUGGCACCCCGAUGCUCUCCAGCGGUGCUCUGAAGGUCUUUUGGCUGUACUUCUCUCUCUGAAGAAGAAGCCGUUAAUCAGAUAUGAGAAGAGCAGUCCCCUUGCUACAAAACUGGCCUCCGAAGUACGCUACAUAAUGACAAAAGAGGAGCAGCUAUUCGAUUUCCGGAAAGUCGAUACACCUCCCAUACUUCUCAUACUGGACCGCAGGGAGGAUCCGGUGACACCUCUUCUCACCCAGUGGACGUACCAAGCCAUGGUUCACCAUCUUCUCGGUAUCAAAAACGGCCGUGUUGAUCUUAGCGAGGUUCCUGAUAUCCGGCCCGAGCUCAAGGAAAUUGUCCUCUCUCAAGACCAGGAUCCAUUCUUCAAGAAGAAUAUGUAUCUGAACUUUGGUGACUUGGGCGGAACGAUCAAGGAAUAUGUCGAGCAGUACCAGUCCAAGACGAAAAACAAUGCCAAUAUCGAGUCAAUAUCUGAUAUGAAACGGUUCAUCGAAGAGUAUCCGGAAUUUCGGAAGCUCUCCGGAAAUGUAAGCAAGCAUGUUACGCUUGUGUCCGAGCUUAGCCGGAGAGUUGCUGCGGAAAGUUUAUUGGAAGUCAGUGAGCUCGAACAGAGCCUGGCUUGCAAUGACAACCAUGCUUCCGAUCUAAAGGCCGUACAAAAAAUAAUCCAGUCCCCUAACAUAACGACAGGAAGCAAGGUUGGAGUGGUAACUCUAUAUGCCUUGCGCUAUCAGAGACACCCAUCAACUGCCCUUCCCAUGCUCAUGGACCUUCUUGUUGCGGCCGGCAAUGUAUCUACGAGACAAGCAGAUCUCGUCAAGAAAGUUCUCAAGUAUCAUUCUUCAUUACACACCUCGGACUCUCGCACUGGCAUUUCAGACAUAUUCGACUCGGCAGGCAUUUUCUCUGGCACAGCAAACCGAUUCAAGGGUCUUAAGGGCGUGGAAAACGUUUAUACUCAGCAUAGCUCGCUGCUGGAAGGCACCUUGCAGAAUCUCAUCAAGGGUCGACUAAAGGAGCAACAGUAUCCGUUUGUGGAGGACGGCAGUUCCACUAGAGACAAGCCGCAGGACAUUAUCGUUUUCAUGGUUGGGGGUGUUACGUACGAGGAGGCAAAAAUGAUUGCCGGAGUCAACGCUACGAUGCCCGGCGUGCGUGUGGUUCUUGGUGGCACAUCAGUUCAUAACGCAACAACAUUUUUGGAGGAGACUCGGACAGGCGUUGAUGAUACGAUAUAUGAGAUGAGUGCCUUAUUGCGUCCUCGGUCGUUUCACUGGCGCCCCAGUUUGAGACAUCGUGCGUUGCAAGGCUUUUCCGUGAGACCGCAAAGAGAGAAAACGUCAACUAACACGUACAGUAGAGCUUUCGAUGUCGUCGUUAUAGGCGGUGGGCAUGCAGGUGCCGAGGCAUGCGCUGCUGCUGCGAGAGCCGGUGCGCGGACGGCCUUGGUUACACCCAAGAUCGACAAUCUGGGGACAUGUUCCUGCAAUCCGAGUUUCGGAGGCAUUGGCAAGGGGACAAUCAUUCGAGAGAUUGAUGCGCUAGAUGGACUGGCAGGGAGGAUCAUUGAUAAGGCUGGUGUUCAAUUCCACCUGCUGAACCGUAGGAAAGGACCGGCUGUCUGGGGUCCGCGUGCACAAAUUGAUCGAGACCUUUACAAAAAGUACAUGAGAAGCGAACUCGAAUCGUAUCCGAAUCUAUCGCUUGUCCUAGAAAGCGUGUCGGACAUUAUCUUAGCAGAAAACGAAGGCUCUAGCGACGGCGCAAAGGGCACAAUCGCCGGUGUCCGACUCGAGAAUGGCGAAAUUUUACAGACUGGAAGAGUAGUCAUCACGACUGGAACUUUUCUGGGAGGCGAGAUACACAUUGGGCUUGAGGCUUAUCCAGCUGGCCGCAUUGGAGAAGCAGCAACAACGGGCUUGAGCAAAUCAUUACGGGAAGCAGGCUUCCAACUAGGACGAUUGAAGACGGGUACUCCGCCGCGACUCGAUAAAUCAACUAUAAACUUCGACAUACUUCAAAGGCAGCUGGGUGAUGAUCCCCCCGCUCCUUUCAGCUACCUAAAUAGCCAGGUGGCCGUUCAAGAUCAACUCACCUGCAGCAUAACAUUCACCAACGAGGCUACGCACAAGAUUGUCCGCGAAAACUUGGAUAAAUCAAUACACAUUCGCGAAACUGUCAAGGGUCCGAGAUAUUGCCCCUCUCUGGAGUCAAAGGUUAUCCGCUUUGCAGAUAAAGAGCGUCAUAUCGUCUGGCUUGAGCCAGAAGGUUUCGACAACCCAAUCAUAUACCCUAAUGGACUUUCCAUGACAAUACCCGCAGAGGCACAAGAGCAGGUGCUGCGUUCAAUACAAGGGCUGGAGCAUGUCAAAAUGCUGCAGCCUGGUUAUGGUGUCGAGUAUGACUAUGUUGAUCCUCGGGGAUUAAAGUCCACCCUUGAGACAAAGGCAAUUGGUGGUCUUUAUCUAGCAGGACAGAUCAACGGCACCACAGGAUAUGAGGAGGCUGCGGGCCAGGGAGUCAUAGCCGGUAUGAAUGCUGGACGAGCUGCCCUUGGAUUGCCAGGCGCCUCAUUAUCUAGGUCGGAUGGCUACAUUGGCAUCAUGAUUGACGACUUAAUCACCAAGGGUGUGACAGAGCCUUACCGCAUGUUUACAUCCAGAAGCGAAUUUCGCAUGGCUGCCAGAGCAGACAAUGCGGACCUACGGUUGACGGAAAAGGGACGAGAAUGGGGCGUCGUCUCGGACCAUAGAUGGAGCGCUUUCUCGGAUGAGAAGCAACAGAUUCUAGAUCUCACCAAAUCUCUCGGUGCCGUUUCCUUGUCGCCCGACGAAUGGAUGAAGGCAGGGUUUCAGUUGAAGAAGAGCUCUCAGCGCCGAACCGGCAUUGACAUGCUGAGACUUUCCAAUACUGCCGAGCGAAUCCAACUGGACCAGCUUAGCGCCAUCGUGCCCGAAGUCAUGAACUACUCGCCGCGCAUUCGAGACAGGGUGGUUAUUGAAGCGGCUUACGCACCUUACAUUAAGAUGCAGGCGGCGGAGCGCGGGCGGUUCGUCAAUGAUGAAAAUAUUCGCCUCCCGCUUGAUUUGAACUAUGACUGCAUUCCUGGGUUGGCCUUGUCCGAGAAGGAGGUUCUGAGGAGAACACGGCCUGAGACUUUGGCGCAGGCUCGCCGUGCCGAAGGCAUUACUCCUUCUGGGUGCAUUAGAUUGCUGGCUUACAUUCGUCGUCAAGGGUCAUCUGCGGCAGUGCCUAUUGGGUUAGAAGAAAGUGCGUUGGAUGCUCGCCUCUGA